UCCCCCACCCCUUUGUGCGUCCCCCCUGUGUACUCCCAACCCGUUGUGCAUCCCCUCCAUCCUCCUGUGAGCCCCUCAGCCGCCUUGUGGCCCCCCCCUCCGUGCCAGCCAGCCCCGUCACCCCCCCUUGCAUGCGGCCCCAGGGCUGCAGGAGCCGGGGUUGCACACCAUGGGCACGAAGCAGACCAAGGGCUGCCAGCCGGGCAGCGCCGGGGAGAGCUCCCCGGCCCACCACCGCAAGAAGGUGCCCCCCAGGGAAAGAGGGGACUUCCUCGCCUCCCUCGUGGUGAAGUCCGGUGAGAAGUUUGGGAAGGGCGGUGGCAGCAGCUUGCCCCCUUACCACCGGCGGAUCUGCAUGAUCCAGGACAUGCUGGUGCUGGUGAAGCAGGGCAAGCAAGAGGAGGCCACCGAGCUGCUGAAGAACCUGCGGCAGGAUUUAGGGAUGGAGUCGACCUCUCUGGAUGAUGUGCUCUAUCGAUACGCCAGCUUUCGGAACCUGGUGGACCCAAUCACACAUGACUUGAUCAUCAGCCUUGCCAGAUACAUCCACUGCCCCAAACCGGAAGGGGACUCCCUGGGGGCCAUGGAGAAGCUCUGCCGGCAGCUCACGUACCACCUGAGCCCCCACUCGCAGUGGAGACGCCAGGGCAUCAUGAAGAGGAAGCCGCAGUCCUGCCUGAAGGCCGUGCUGAUGGGGAAGCCCCAGGACAACACGGUGGACCUGUCGGGCAUCCCGCUGACGCUGAAGGACUUGGAGCGGGUGACGUCGUACCUGCAGCACAGCUCGGAGCACAUCGACACGGUGGAGCUGUGCUUCACGGAGCUCACGGACGACAUGCUGCUGCAGCUGCUGCCCGCGCUGGGCGGGCUCCCCCACCUCACCACCCUCUCCCUCAACGGCAACCGCCUCACCAAGGCCGUCCUGAGGGACCUCACCGAGACCCUCAAGGACCCCAAGAAGUUCCCCAGCGUCACCUGGAUCGACCUCGGCAACAACGUGGACAUCUUCUCCUUGCCGCAGCCCUUCCUGGUCAGCCUCAAGAGGAGGUGCCCCAAGCAAGGCAACCUGCCGACCAUCCUGGAGUUCGGGGAGGGCCAGCUGAGCGAUUUGGAGGGUCAGGAUGGCCUGGCUGAGAGCCAGGAGGACCUGCGUGCCGGAGCGGGCACUGACAGCUCACACUCACAGCAUUCGGACAGAACGGCCGAGGCCGGGGAGCUCCCGCGCUCAGAACGGGGGGCUGGGACCCCACAGACAUGAUGUGCAGCCCCGGGGCUCUUGGGUGAGUGUGCUGAGCAAGGAUUGCUUCAAUCCAAGACCUCGGCGUUGGGGGGUCCUGGCGGAGGGUCAGAUCACACGGGGGGGACGCUCCGGGGGCCCGGACUGCUGCCAA
Molecule: messenger RNA, 1391 nt
Organism: Empidonax traillii (willow flycatcher)
Lineage: Eukaryota; Metazoa; Chordata; Aves; Passeriformes; Tyrannidae
Gene: LRRC75A
Product: leucine rich repeat containing 75A
Exons: 4
Coding region: 170-1258 (362 amino acids)
Source: RefSeq, a predicted model, not a curated record